AUGAGAAACUAUAAUAUUAUUGCAUUACAUGCAUUGUUGGUGUUAUCCUCCAUUGAUAGGUUCAACUCAGCAACAAAGAAUGUAGACACAAAGUGCAAAGAGAGGGAGAGACACGCACUCCUCACUUUCAAACAAGGUGUUCAAGAUGACUAUGGCGUGCUUUCAACAUGGAAGGAUGAUCCUAAUGAAGAUUGCUCAAGUUACGACACCUUUGAUCUCUCAGUUGGUGGUUAUGAUGGGAAGAUUCCUGCUCAACUUGGGAAUCUCUCACGAUUGCGACACCUUGAUUUUAGCUACAAUGAACUCAUUGGAGAAAUCCCUUUCCAACUCGGAAAUCUUUCAUUAUUGCAGUCUCUUAUACUCUGUUACAAUUCUAAUCUUAGAAUCAACAACCAAAUUCAAGGAAAUGUUGAGUGGCUGUCAAAUCUCUCUUUUCUGAGAAUUCUUGACUUGAGUGGAAUUCAAAAUCUCAAGGAUUCUUCUCAUGACACCUUUCAAUUCAUAAUGAAGCUUCCAAGCCUUGAAGGGUUGCAUCUACACAAUUGUAGCCUUUCUGACGCCAAUAUUCUUCCUUUAUCUGAUUCUCAUUUGAACUUUUCCUCUAGUUAUUUUAUUCUACUUGAUCUAUCUUUGAAUCAGUUGACGUCAUCAUCAAUGAUAUUCAAUUGGGUGCUUAACUACAACUCCAAUCUUCAACACCUUGAGCUUUAUGGUAACUUGUUAAGAGAUACCAUUCCUGAUGAUUUUGGAAACAUAAUGCAUUCGCUUGUAAGUCUUGAUCUCUCAUACAACAAUCUAGAAGGAAAGAUCCCAAAAUCAAUUGGGAAUAUUUGCACCUUGCAGACAUUUGUUGCUUCUGGUAACCGAUUGUGCGGAGAUUUAGAUUUCAUCACUUCUAGUAACUAUUUCCACUGUAUUGGAAAUUUAUCAUCGUUACAGGAACUAUUAUUAUGGAAUAAUGAGAUUUCUUACGGAAUUACAGAUGUUGGGCCUGAGAAGAAACUCUCUUGA
This is a messenger RNA of Medicago truncatula (barrel medic), 1011 nucleotides long. Its product is annotated as receptor-like protein EIX2. NCBI's taxonomy places the organism in Eukaryota, Viridiplantae, Streptophyta, Magnoliopsida, Fabales, Fabaceae. Bases 1 to 1011 code for a protein of 336 amino acids. The transcript has 2 exons. The record is from RefSeq and is a predicted model, not a curated record. Gene Ontology annotation, molecular function: protein binding.